Messenger RNA from Molossus molossus (Pallas's mastiff bat), 1178 nucleotides. RefSeq names its product chromosome unknown C11orf54 homolog (gene BKGD). Gene Ontology annotation, cellular component: nucleus. The coding region runs from base 205 to 1152 and encodes 315 amino acids. The transcript is spliced from 9 exons. Lineage: Eukaryota; Metazoa; Chordata; Mammalia; Chiroptera; Molossidae. Gene Ontology annotation, molecular function: hydrolase activity, acting on ester bonds; zinc ion binding. The record is from RefSeq and is a predicted model, not a curated record.
GUUUUAUCGCCGAGAACGUUUGGGCAAAUGACAAACAGAAAUUGUGGGGUCAAGUGAAUGGAAUGGAUGUGAACUGCGAGGAGACAGCCACUGAACCUGAUUUGUUACCAAGCAGCUGUUUGUGCUUGGCGCACUGGGAACUCCUGUGAUAAUUAGCCCACGGUAGCUUUAUCUGUACAUCCUCACACAUAAAGAAGAAAGAAAAUGGCCUGUGCUGAGUAUUCUUUUCAUGUGCCAAGUCUAGAGGAACUUGUUGGAGUUCUGCAGAAGGGGCUAAAGGAUAACUUUGCUGAUGUUCAGGUCUCUGUAGUUGAUUGCCCUGAUUUGACUAAGGAGCCAUUUACAUUUCCUGUAAAAGGCAUCUGUGGGAAAACUAGAAUUGCAGAAGUAGGAGGUGUGCCUUACUUAAUGCCUCUUGUAAAUAAAAAAAAAGUUUAUGAUCUAAAUAAGAUUGCAAAAGAAAUCAAGCUUCCUGGAGCUUUUAUUCUUGGUGCGGGGGCAGGCCCAUUUCAGACUCUUGGGUUCAAUUCUGAGUUUAUGCCAGUUAUUCAAACAGAAAGUGAACACAAACCUCCUGUGAAUGGAAGUUACUUUGCCUAUAUUAACCCUGAAGAUGGAGGGUGCUUACUAGAGAAAUACAGUGAGAAAUAUCAUGAUUUUGGGUGUGCACUACUGGCUAAUCUUUUUGCCAGUGAGGGCCAACCUGGAAAGGUCAUUGAGGUGAAAGCCAAAAGAAGAACUGGAAAACUUAAUUUUGUGACUUGUAUGAGACAGACUCUUGAAAAACAUUAUGGUGAUAAGCCUGUAGGGAUGGGAGGUACUUUCGUAAUUCAGAAGGGAAAAGUGAAGACUCACAUUAUGCCUACAGAAUUUUCUUCCUGCCCAUUGAACUCUGAUGAAGAGGUGAAUAAAUGGUUGCAUUUUUAUGAGAUGAAGGCUCCUUUGAUUUGCCUGCCAGUUUUUGUCUCCAAAGACCCAGGCUUUGAUUUGCGGUUGGAGCACACACACUGCUUUAGUCAUCAUGGAGAAGGCGGACACUACCAUUAUGACACUAGCCCAGAUAUAGUAGAGUAUCUUGGCUACUUCUUACCUGCAGAGUUUCUCUAUCGCAUUGAUCAACCAAAAGAGACCCAUUCAUUUGGGCGAGAUUAAAUCAACUGCUACUUCAUUUAGAAAAA